Hemicordylus capensis (graceful crag lizard) is the source of this 992-nucleotide messenger RNA. Its product is annotated as olfactory receptor 11H6-like. Gene Ontology annotation, biological process: G protein-coupled receptor signaling pathway. Lineage: Eukaryota; Metazoa; Chordata; Lepidosauria; Squamata; Cordylidae. The record is from RefSeq and is a predicted model, not a curated record. Gene Ontology annotation, molecular function: G protein-coupled receptor activity; olfactory receptor activity. Gene Ontology annotation, cellular component: membrane. The transcript has 2 exons. The coding region runs from base 45 to 992 and encodes 315 amino acids.
UAAGCAGUUCACCAUUUCUCCCAAAUUCCAGUGCAGAGCUUGUGAUGGAGACAACCAAUGAGACUGGAGUUAAGGAAUUCAUCUUACUAGGCUUUGGAGGUGGGCAGCAGAAGCGGUUCCUACUCCUCAUCUUUCUCACAGUUCUCUACAUAUUCACUUUGGCUGAGAACAUUGCUGUUAUCACUCUGGUGAAUCUAGAUAACCACUUGGCCCAACUACCCAUGUACAUCUUGCUGAGCAACUUCUCCUGGCUGGAGAUCUGUUAUGCGACCGCCACAGUGCCCCGUAUGCUCUUUGACCUGACAGCCUCUCACAGGACUAUCUCCUUCCAUGCCUGCUUCCUCCAGUUUUACAUCUUCUUCUCUCUAGGGAGUACUGAAUGCUGCUUUCUCUCAGCCAUGGCCUUUGAUCGCUACUUAGCCAUCUGCCAACCACUGCGCUACCCACAAAUGAUGUCCCGAGAUUCUUGCUGUGUCCUGGUGGCUGUUUGUUGGGCCCUUGGCUUCGUCUAUAACGUUGUCCCAGUGACUUUGUUCUCUAAGUUGUCCUUCUGUGGACCAAACAUCAUUGAUAAUUUGUUAUGCGAUCCUGAGCCAAUUCUGUCUCUAGCCUGCCCUCCUCUAGGAAACACUCCUCUCAUUGCUCAGAUUAUCAGGGAUGUUGGAGUUUUAUUCAAUGUCUUGUUUGUUGUGCUAUCCUACAGUGUUGUGAUUAUCAACCUGAUGAAAACAUCUAGCCAAAGCAGUUGGGUGAAAGCCUUCUCCACCAUAUCUUUUCACCUGGUAGUGGUCACAUUAUUCUACAGCUCAGUAGCAGCGAUGUAUUUAAUUCCAGGUGGAGAAAAUCAGUCAGAGGUCAAUAAGGCAGUCACACUCCUCUACACAGCCAUCACACCCUUUCUCAACCCCCUGAUCUACUGUCUAAGGAAUGAUCAGGUGAAGGAGGCAUUGGACAGAUUGCUGAAGAAGAAGGGGAGAUGGCUGGAGCGAUAA